Pseudozyma flocculosa PF-1 is the source of this 753-nucleotide messenger RNA. RefSeq lists its product as uncharacterized. The record is from RefSeq and is a predicted model, not a curated record. The transcript is spliced from 3 exons. NCBI's taxonomy places the organism in Eukaryota, Fungi, Basidiomycota, Ustilaginomycetes, Ustilaginales, Ustilaginaceae. Gene Ontology annotation, molecular function: NADH dehydrogenase (ubiquinone) activity; quinone binding; 4 iron, 4 sulfur cluster binding. Bases 1 to 753 code for a protein of 250 amino acids. Gene Ontology annotation, biological process: mitochondrial respiratory chain complex I assembly; electron transport coupled proton transport; aerobic respiration.
AUGGCUUCCUUCCGCGCCGGUCUCGCCCCUGUGGCGCGCUUCGGCCUCCGAGCGAACCCUUCGCUCAACUUUGCUCGCUCCGUCCAGACAUCAGCGGUCGCCUCUGCGCCCAAGCUCGUCGCCGCCCCGUCCGAGUCCAGCCGCACCGCCGCCGCUGGCCCUUCGACUCGCUCCAUUUCCUCGUCGGCUCCUGCCGAGCAGGCCGCCCCCUCGACCUACCCCACACCAAUGACCUCGGUCGCCAACCGCGGCAGCAACCAGCUGAGCCUUGAGACGCCCAAGAACGGCGUUGAGUACGCGCUCACCACGCUCGACAAGAUGGCCAACUGGGCGCGACAGGGCUCCUUCUGGCCGAUGACGUUCGGCCUGGCGUGCUGCGCCGUCGAGAUGAUGCACGUCGCCACCGCGCGCUACGACCAGGACCGGCUGGGCAUCGUCUUCCGUGCCUCGCCGCGCCAGUCGGACUGCAUGAUUGUCGCGGGCACCCUGACCAACAAGAUGGCGCCGGCGCUGCGCAAGGUCUACGACCAGAUGCCCGAGCCCCGCUGGGUGAUUUCCAUGGGCUCGUGCGCCAACGGCGGCGGCUACUACCACUACUCAUACUCGGUCGUCCGCGGCUGCGACCGCAUCGUCCCCGUCGACCUCUACGUCCCCGGCUGCCCGCCCACCGCCGAGGCGCUCCUCUACGGCUUCAUGCAGCUUCAGAAGAAGAUCCGAAGGAACCGCAAGUCGACCCUGUGGUACAGGAAGUAA